AUGGCCCGUGUGAAGCACACCCCGGAGUCCGCUAAGGAUAGCCCUCCGGCGCCAGCACCUGCUGAGGAGACGGAGAAGAAGCGCAUGGAGUGGGACCAUGAGAUGGAUCGCAAGCUCUUGGCGGGCAUGGGCCAUGUGAAUGGCGCCCCCAACUACCUGGCGCUGGCCAAGUUCGUGGACCCGAACUGCUCGAUCCGUGCUGUUCAGCAUCGCCUGAUCGAUGUCAAGAAAGACUAUCCCUGGCCUGUCGGCAUGGACAAGGAAGGGAACGUCGCUGGCGAGUCCGCAGUCCUGCCAGGUUCGUUUGACGCAACUCGAAAGCGCAAGUCCGGCGGCAACACCAAGAAGGCUGCAUCUGGCAAGAACAAAAAGGUGAAGAAAGAGACCGAGCAUAUUCCUGUGGCCACCCCCGAGCCAAAGGCCGAGGUUGAUGCCAAAGAGGAAGCUUCCUCUUGA
This is a messenger RNA of Penicillium riverlandense, 456 nucleotides long. RefSeq lists its product as uncharacterized. Lineage: Eukaryota; Fungi; Ascomycota; Eurotiomycetes; Eurotiales; Aspergillaceae. The transcript is spliced from 3 exons. The record is from RefSeq and is a predicted model, not a curated record. The coding region runs from base 1 to 456 and encodes 151 amino acids.